GUUGCCAAUGUACGUCGCUGAGCCGUCCGAUCAACUGAUCUAUGUGGCUAAAGGAUCGGGGAAGAUUCAAAUCGUCGGAUUUUCGAGUAAAAUUAAUGUAGAGGUGAAAAUGGGUCAGCUGAUUUUGGUCCCCAGAUACUUCGCCGUCGGGAAGAUCGCCGGAGAAGAAGGCUUGGAGUGUAUUUCCAUGAUCACAGAUACUCAUCCUUUGGUGGAAGAAUUGGCCGGAAAGACGUCGGUUUUGGAGGCAUUGUCGCCGGAGGUUUUUCAAGUUUCUUACAACGUCACGGCGAAGUUCGAGGAGCUCUUUAGGUCGAAGGUUUAACAAAGAUUUGUCUUUGGAUGAGAGACAAUAAUUGAUUAUUGUAUUAUUAUCAUUUAAUCAUGUAUUUGAUUUGGUCUAUGUUUGCAACAUGAUUGUAUUUCCAUGCCAAUAACAAUGUAAUAAUAUAUAAUAUUUGUUUGCCAAA
This is a messenger RNA of Benincasa hispida (wax gourd), 470 nucleotides long. RefSeq names its product 12S seed storage protein CRD-like. The record is from RefSeq and is a predicted model, not a curated record. Lineage: Eukaryota; Viridiplantae; Streptophyta; Magnoliopsida; Cucurbitales; Cucurbitaceae.